AUGCCAGAGUUGUUGGUGACACUCAAGUUGCCAAUUGACAUUAAACGAACGUUGCAACUGCUUUUUGAUGCACAUAAUGCCAGUUUCCCUAACUCAAUUAUGUCUAUGAAUAAUCACAACCUUAACACUACCUCUCUCCCUAUCACUUGUAUGAUAUGGAACACACAAGGUACUGGAAGUCGAGAAUUCAUCAAUGUAUUGAAAGAAAUUGUUAGAGUGAAUAAACCAUGUGUCCUUGCUCUUGUUGAGACACAUAUGGGAGGCGAUCAUGCUCAAAAAAUAGCUUCUAUUCUCAAUUACAAUGGCCACACGAGAGUGGAUGCUCAAGGAUAUAGCGGAGGCAUUUGGAUUUACUGGAAGCCGGAAUUGGUGAAAUUCCGUGGUACUUUCACUGCUAUCUACGCUAGUCCUGACCCUUCAAAGAGGAGUGAAUUAUGGUAUGAAUUUAGGAAAUUUGCUGAUAAUAACAACCAGCCUUGGCUACUUGCUGGUGAUUUUAAUGAGACAAGAUACUCUUGGGAAAGAAAUUCAAGCUGCCCUGAAACCUCCAGAAGGAGUGAAAGAUUUAAUGCGUGGGUUGAUGACACCCAACUCCUCGAACUAGAAUUCUCGGGCCCUUCUCACACUUGGGCUAGGGGAAAUUCAUAUGAUACAUAUCAAAGUGCAAGGCUUGACAGGGCUUUGUGUAACUCAGAAUGGGGUUUACGGUUUGAUCUGGCAAGAGUAAAACAUUUUGCCAGCGCUGCAAUCAGACCAUACCCUCUAUUCAUAUCUCCCAAUGGUUUCUCCCCUCUCUCGAAUAUUAGCAAGCCUUUCGCUUUCAAGCAGCAUGGCUGA
Molecule: messenger RNA, 837 nt
Organism: Chenopodium quinoa (quinoa)
Lineage: Eukaryota; Viridiplantae; Streptophyta; Magnoliopsida; Caryophyllales; Amaranthaceae
Exons: 2
Coding region: 1-837 (278 amino acids)
Molecular function (GO): catalytic activity
Source: RefSeq, a predicted model, not a curated record